Geodia barretti is the source of this 705-nucleotide messenger RNA. The record is from the annotation of a GenBank genome assembly. NCBI's taxonomy places the organism in Eukaryota, Metazoa, Porifera, Demospongiae, Tetractinellida, Geodiidae.
AUGGGUGAUGUGGCGGCAUCAGGAGGCUAUUACAUCGCGGCUCCCGCAGAUACGAUUGUGGCUGAACCCGGAACGAUUACGGGUUCUAUCGGCGUUAUUGGCGGUAAGUAUAGUUUCAAGGGGCUUUAUGAGAAACUCGGCAUCCAUAAAGAGAUUCUCAAACGGGGCGAGCACGCUGAUUUUUACACCGAUUAUGGGGACUAUCCGCUUACUGAAAAAGCAAUCGUACAGAAACAGAUUCAAGAGAUUUAUGACGAUUUCAUUGAAAAAGUUGCUCUCGGACGAACCGGGCUAACAGUCGAGGAUGUAGAUAGACUUGGGCGGGGGCGCAUCUGGUCAGGCAGACAGGCAAAGGAAAACGGGCUUGUAGAUGAGUUAGGCGGUUUAAGUCUCGCAAUCGCAAUCGCGCGGGAACGCGCUGGAUUGGGAGAAAAGUCAGUUGAGAUAGUCGAAUUUCCGAAAAAAACAUGGAUGUCAGAACUACUCAACACCCUCGGGUUUCCAUUCGUCUCGUUGUGGGAGGGGUUUGUAACCCCGAAUUCCUUUGAGAAUAGUGAUAUGGAGGACAGGGGUGUGGGAACUAAGUCUCGGCUACAGUUUAUUACACAGUACGGUGGCUUGAGCACUACCGCGAGACUCCUAAACAUAGUCAGAAAGCAUCGGUUGUUUCUUCUCAUGCCUUAUCAUAUAACUGUGGGUAACUAA